UUCAAGAUUCACUUUUUUCACUAGAAAUUAAGGAUUGAUAUCGUUUAUUUGUAUAAUAACCUAAAGGUAUUCUAAAAAAAUCAACGACUUGUUAUCGUGAAGCCUUCGUUUAUGCUCAACUGCAACGAUAAACUGCUGAAAACCAAAAUUUAUGCAGAAAACAAGUCAAACAACAAGGAAAUUAUGGAUGGCAACUCAAUUGUCAAGUGAAAUUUUUCAUUUUCGGGGAAGUUUGAUGUUUUAGAAUGUUUUCUUAAACGUAAAGGAAUGUCAUCAUUAUUCAAACCAAAAUAUUCGCAACCAGAUAUCAACCUGCAGCCAUAGCGGAUAUGAAAAUGUUCAAGGGUUAAAUGGUCUAAAUCACAAAAUAAAGCAUAGACCAUCAGCAAUAGAAAUCAGUAAGUUCUAAAAUGGAGCGUUCAGGAAUUGUUGAAUCGAAAGCGGAUGUUGUGAGUGCUGAACCUGAACAAGCGGAAGCCCAAUGCGAACGUGAAAAUAUUUUGAUUAAGCAACAAACAGCUACAAAUUCCAAGCAACAAUGUCGUGACAAUUACACUCACAAAUGUCCAAAGUGUGAUAAAAAAUUCGCUAACAGACCUAAUCUACGGCAACACAUGUUAUGCCACAUCAAGGAGCUACCCCACAAGUGCACGAUCUGUGACAAAGGGUUUAAAACUACCACUCUACUAAAGUAUCACUCACGUAUUCACACUGGAGAUAUGCUGAAGUGUGAAGUAUGUGGCAAAGAAUUUACCAGGACAGCCAUGUGGAAUCGUCACAUGGCGGAGCACCGUGAAGCCUUGAACACGUGCAAAAUCUGUGGGUCUAAAUAUACUCACAAACCACGUCUGCGUAAACACAUGGCGCAGAUACACGGAAUCACGGAGAUUGAUGAUGAUGAUUAUAACAGCGAACAAAUGACUAAUACCAAUGAAAUCGACGAAUUAGCCUCCAAAUCUGAAGAGCAAAUACCCAUUUCCCAGACUCACGGUGGUGAAAAUGCCGAGGUUGGAGACACGAAAUGGUGUUCAAUUUGCAAUAAACAUGUUGCUAAUCUUAACAGACAUUCAGGCGUACAUUCGGGCGAGCGGCCUUUCGAGUGUGAUCACUGCGGUGUAGCGUUCACUUACUAUAGGAACCUAAGACGCCACUAUUUGCUCCAUUCAGAAGAACGACAACAUAAAUGUGAAAUUUGCGGCAAAAGUUAUGUAACUGCGAUGUCGCUCAGAUAUCACAGCCGUAUUCAUACUGGCACUAGGGACUUUCCUGGACCAAAUCCCGAUGCUGCGGAAAAACUACACCCAUGUACACAAUGUGAUAAAAUCUUUAAGACUUCAUACAAUCUUCGGCGGCAUUUUUCGUCCCAUAAAGGUGAUCUAGCUUACGAGUGCAAUAUUUGUAAUAAAACGUUUGUGACCGCAACGUUGCUUGAGAAUCAUUUGCGCAUCCACACUGGCGACCUGUUCAAAUGUGAAGUCUGCGGUAGAGAAUUCAAUAACAUUGAUAACUGGAUGCGUCACAUGGCCACGCAUAGUGAUACAGCGCAUACGUGCAACGUUUGUGGGAAAAUUCUCUCCGAUAAAUACACUUUGGAGAGGCACUUUGCUCGAUUUCACCCACUACAAAAGAAGGAAAGGUGUACAAUUUGCACUAAAGAAGUGUACAACCUUAAGCAUCAUGAAGCCGCUCACAAAAGCCUUUACAAGUGUGACCAGUGCGAUAGAGCGUUCACUUUCCGUAAAAGUCUUAAGCGUCACCUCUUGCUGCAUGAUGCAUACCUACGGCACAAGUGCGAGAUUUGCGACAAAAGUUAUGCAACUGCAGACUCACUCAGGUACCACUUCAUGACCCAUAUAGACAAUCCGAUUCGAGAAGGUACUACGUCUAAAUCGAGCGAGUUACCUCCGGAAAUUUCCUCGGAAAGUACUAUUUAUGUGGACGAAAAUGGGUCACUAAUGAAUAUGAUCAGGGGUGAGCUCGACGCCGAACAGACUGUAAAAGUUGAGAAUCAAGACGUAAAUUUAGAAGAUAUUAUUCAUCUAACAGAUGUAAGUGACAGAGGGGUUGAGUUUGAAAUAGCUGCCUACAACGAUGAUACUGUGGGAGAGGAUGGACCGCAGCAUGAAAGUGAACGUAACGCUUUCAAUGAUUCACGCGCCGGUAUAAUCGAGAAUGAAAUGGUACAUGAAGAGCAACAGAUUGUGAAACUUGAAGAACAGGAGCUGAUCGUGGAGGAAAAUGUUUCUAUGGUGACAGAUCCAGAGGGCACAGUCGAUGAUAUGACAGGAGUGGGUGAAAACAACAAACCAAGAAGUAAACGUAAUCGCAAAAAUAAACUUAACCCUCCAACAUGUGGGCAGUGUUCCCUAACCUUUGUUAACAACUAUAGUCUUCGACGGCACAUUUCUACGAAGCAUAUCAACAAAACCACUAGACGCAGACCAGAGGAUAUUUACGAGUGUGACAAAUGCGAUAGAGCGCUCUCCACACGUGCCAGCUUCAAACGUCACUAUUUGACUCACGACAUCGUACGACCGUAUGCGUGUGAGAUAUGCGACAAAAGUUAUACGACUGCAUGGACACUCAAGAACCACCUCCAGUCUCAUAUGGUUAAUCAGGAGCAAGAAGGCAGCUAUGAGCUAGAAGCAACAGAUGUCGAACCCUUACAGAGUACCAAUGAUGUAGAUGAUAAUGUUCCACUUGUGCAUAUGAUUAAAAAGGAAAUCGUUUCGGAAGAAACUUAUUACGCACAGACCGCGCAACUUGAACAGGAAGAGCUGAAUGUAGAAGAUAUUCAUGUAGCUGACAUAGAGUACAAAAGUGACACGUAUGCAGAUGGUAUAACAAUCGGUCAGUUUAUGAUUGUAAACGACGAAGGUAACAGAGAGCAGACCAAUGCAAACAGUGUCGACAAAAGAGUGGGAGAAAAUGAGCACGACAAUCGACCAGGGCAUAUUGAAGGCAUCGAUGAAGAAGCUGCUACGAGUUUUAUUCUUCAACGACAUUUUUUAGGAGUACAUAUCAACAGAAAAGCUGAUAAACGUGAACGCUCAAUCCUACGCCCUUACAAGUGUGACCAGUGCGAUAGAACGUUCACACGAAAAUUCAGCGUCAAACGCCACAUUGAAGUAGUACAUUCUGACAGUCGUGACCAUAAAUGCACGAUAUGUGGCCACACUUUUACUGCUGCACCGGAUCUCCAAUCGCACUUCCUGGCUCAUAUUGAAAAUCGAGAGGAAGUAAGCAGGUACGAGCGCAAGGCAACCGAUGUCGAGCCCUCUAAACGUACUACUAUGGUUGUUAGUGAGAAUGUUUCACUUGUGGAUGUGAUCAAAAACGAAAUCGUUUUAGAAGAAAAUAAUGGCGACAACAGUUACAAGAAUACUGAAGAUACGACAACUGUAAACGACGACGAUAACGCAGAGCCGACUAAUGCACAAGAUAUCAACAAAACAGUAGGAGUAUACCAGCUUGGUCAUGAAUGUUCACAAUGUGAUAAAACCUUUGCCUCUCCGUUCACUCUUCGUCGGCAUCGUUUACUGCUUCACGGCAGCAGAGCUACAAACUACACAUGCAGACAUGCAUCCACCUUGAUUUCAAGCACUUGUGCCCAAUGUCCUUACAGGUGUGACCAAUGCGGUAGAGCGUUCGACUUGCGUAGAAGCCUGAGAAGGCAUUAUUUUCUUCAUUUCGCCAAACUACUGUAUCAAUGCAAGAUAUGCAACAAGAGUCAUACGUCUGCAGCUGCACUCAGGUUACACAACUGGUCCCACGCUGGUUAUCAAGGGAAACGAAGAGGCAGACCAAGGCACGUUGAUCGUGAUAAGUUUAAUAGCAAACUUCAUUCAAACAUAAUUUUCGAGCGUGAUAGUAAAUGCCCAUACAAGUGUGGCCGGUGCAAUAAGUCUUUUGCACAUUAUUCCAGCGUCAAGCGACAUCUUUCAUUGUAUUGCCCCUUGCGAGAGCAUAAAUGUACGAUAUGUGGCCAAAGUUUUACGACUGCGUCGUUUCUCAAGGUGCAUUUCCUGUCUCACACUGAAAAUCAAGAUCAAGUAGGCGACGAUGAGCGUGAGGCAACAGAUGUCAAUGAGAGUGUUCCACUUGUGGAUAUAAUCAAGAACGAAAUCGUUUCGGAAGAAAAUUAUUGCGCACAAUCUGUGCAAGUUGCAAAUGAAGAGUCGAAUAUAGAAGUUGAUAUAAGAGACAACUGUUACAAGAAUGCUGAAGAUACGACAACCGGUCAGACUACGAUUGUAAACGACGACGGUAACGCGGAGCCGACCAAUGCAAACGAUAUUGACGAAACGUUAAAAGAUUAUGAACGUGAACAUAAAUGUUCAGAGUGUGAUAAAACCUUUGCCUCUUCGUUCACUCUUCGUCGGCAUCGAUUACUGCUCCACGGCGGCAAAACAAACUACACAUGCAGACAUGCAGCGACCUUGGGUUCAGGCACUUGUGACCAAUGUCCUUACAGGUGUGACCAAUGCGGUAGAGCGUUUGCAUUGCGUAACAGCCUGAGAGGGCAUUAUUCUCGUCAUUUCACCAAACGACUGCACCAAUGCAAGAAAUGCAACACGAGUUAUAGGUCCUCGACUGCACUCAGGUUACACAUCCGGUCCCACGCUGGUAAAGGAAAACGAAGGCGGAUUGAUCUUCAUUCAAACAUAACUGUCGAUUAUGAUAGUAAAUAUCCAUACAAGUGUGACAAGUGCAAUAAGUCUUUCACACAUUAUUCCAGCGUCAAACGACACCUUUCACUAUAUUGCAUCUUCCGAGACCAAAAAUGUACGAUAUGUGGUCAAAACUAUACGACUGCGUCGUCUCUCAAGUUACAUUUCCUGUCUCACACUGAAAAUCAAGAUCAAGUAGGCAGCGAUGAGCGUGAGGCAACAGAUUUCGAGCCCUCUCAAAGUACUACUAAUGAUGCUGAUGAGAAUGUUCCACUUGUAGAUAUAAUCAAAAACGAAAUCCCUUCGGGAAAAAAUUAUUACGCACAAUCUGUGCAAGUUGCAAACCAAGAUUCGAAUGUAGAAGCUGUGACUACCCUUUUUCGUCAAAGGCGUAAUUUCUCAGUUGAUGUCAGCAAAACAGUCCUGAGAUGCAAACAUGUAACCACCCUGACAUUCGGCACAUGUGACCAAUGUCCUCACAAAUGUGACCAAUGCGGAAAAGCGUUCGCAGCGGGUAGCAGCUUGAGAAGUCAUUAUUUACACCAUUACUCCAAUAGAAAACAUCAAUGCGACAUAUGCGACAAGAAACAUACGUCAGCACGGGCACUCAGGUUACACAUCCGGUCUCACUAUGUGCACCGUUAUAGACGUAAAAAACGCACUUACAACUGCGACAAGUGUGGGAAAAUUUUCACAAGACGGGCAAACGUCAAACGUCAUCUUUUGCUGUAUUGCAACUCUCGAUAUCAUAAAUGCACGAACUGCGACAAAAGUUUUAUUUCUGCAUCAUCCCUAGAGUUGCACUUCCGGUCUCACGUUGAAAAUCAGCAGCAGGAUGGCAACGAUGUCGGGCAGUCUGAGAGUACUACUAUUGGUGAAGUAGAAAAAGUUGCACUUGACGAUAUGAUCGGAAAAGAAAACGUUGCGGAAGAAUACUAUAGUGGACAAUCUGUGCAACCUUCAAAUCUAGAGCUGGAUAGAAAAGAUAUUUUCGUAGCUGAUAUAAAGGACGAAAAUGACAAGAAUGAAGAAGGUACGACAACUGGCCAGAUUAUGAUUGUCAACAACAAAGGUAACACGAAGCCGACCAAUGCAAAUGAUACCUACGAGAUCGUAGGAAAAUAUGUGCAGGAUAAUGGUGUUAAAGGCAGCAAUUUCACAUGUUCAAAAUGUGAUCAACACUUUAUUUCUAUGUAUAGCCUGCGUCGACACCAUUUGUUGCUUCAUGGCAACAGUACAGCCUACAAAUGCAGGCAUGUGGCCAGCCUGGCAUUUGGCACUUGUGCACAAUGUCCUUACAAAUGUGACCAAUGCGGCAGAGCGUUCGAAUUGCGUAACAGCUUGAGAAGUCAUUAUUAUCGUCAUUUUGCCAAACGACCGCACCAGUGCAAGAUAUGCGAUAAGAGUCAUACAUCCGCAUCGGCACUCAGGUUGCACUUCGAGUCUCACGCUGUCCAACGGAAACGAAGAGGAAGACCGACGCGCACUAAAAAUGCUAUUAAACCCACCCACAAGUGUGACCAGUGUGGUAAAGCUUUCACACGACGUGAAAGCGUUAAACGCCAUCUUCUACUGCAUUGCAGUGCUCGAGACCAUGAAUCUCUGAAAUUGCGCCUCCAGUCCUACAUGGGAAAUCAGCAACAAGAAGAACGCGAGGCAACCGUUGUCGAGCCCUCUGUAAGUACUACUAUCGAGAAGGAAGAAAUCUAUUGCGCACAAACUGUGCAACCUUCAAAUGCAGAGCUGGAUAUAAAAGAUAUUCACGUAGCUGAAGACACCGAUGAGCACGAGGUAACCGUUGUCGAGCCAUCUAAGAUUACUACUAUCGAAAAGGAAAUUGUUGCAGAAGGAUACUGUUGCGCACAAACUGUGCAACCUACAAAAACAGAGCUGGAUAUGAAAGAUGUUCACGUAGUUGAAGACACCGAUGAGCGCGGGGCAACCGUUGUCGAACCCUCUGAGAGUAAUUCGAUCGAAAAGGAGAUUGUUGCGGAAGAAAUCUAUUGUGCACAAACUGUGCAACCUUCAAAUGCAGAGCUGAAUAUACAAGAUUUUCACGUAACUAAAGACACCGAUGAGCGCAAGGCAGCCGUUGUCGAGCCCUCUGAGAGUACUACUAUCGAAAAGAAAAUUGUUGCAGAAGAAUACUAUUGCGCACAAACUGUGCAAGUUACAAAUGCAGAGCUGGAUAUAAAAGAUAUUCACGUAGUUGAUAAGAAUGCAGAAGAUACGACAACUGGCCAGAUUCUGAUUAUAAACGACGAAGAACCAGAACAUACGCAAAACAAUGAUGGUAGACCUAGUCUUAAAUGUUUAAAAUGUGACAAACUCUUUGUUUCUACUUUUAACCUGCGUCGACACCAUUUGUUACUCCAUGAAAGUAAACCAUUUUACAGAUGCAGGCAUGCACUCGGCACUUGUGACCGAUGUCCUUACAAAUGUGACCAAUGCGAUAGAGCUUUCGCAUCGCAUACUAGCCUGGAAUACCACUAUUCACGUCAUUCUAGGACCCAAGGACUGCACCGAUGUGAGAUAUGCGACAAGAAUCACAUGUCCGUAUCGGCACUUAGGUUGCACUUGAGAACUCACGUUAUUCAACCGAAACGAAGAGCAAGGGAUGGUGAUAAAUCUAACGUCAAACGUGAACGUCCCAAGUGUCCCAAGUGUGAUAUAGCUUUCACACGACGUGAAAGUGUCAAACGCCACCUCAAGCUGCAUUGUGACUCUCGCGACCUUAAAUGCACGAUAUGCGACAAAAGUUUUAUUACUGAAUCGUCUCUAGAUUUGCACUACUACCGAUCUCACCCUGAAGAUCAGGAGCAAGAGGGUAGCUAUGAGCGCGUGGCAACAGAUGUGGAGCCCUCUGAGAGUGCUACUAUUGGUAAUGGAAAAAACGUUCCACUUGCAGAUAUGAUCGAAAAGGAAAUCGUCGCAGAAGAAUACUAUUGCACACAAACUCAGCAAUUUUCAAAUGCAGAACUGGGUAUAAAAGAUAUCCACGCAGCUGAUAUAGAAGACAAGAGUGACAAGAAUACAGAAGGUGGCCAGAUUAUGAUGGUAACCGAGAAAACAGACAAGAAUGAAAAAGUUACGACAACUGGCCAGAUUAUGAUAGUCAACAACGAAGGUAACACGAAGCCGACCAAUGAAAACGAUACCGAUAGAACGGUGAGAGGCGGUAAACGUGUUCUGAAAUGUUUUGAAUGCGAUAAAACCUUUGCCUCUGCGUAUACUCUUAAUCGACAUCGUUUGCUGCUUCAUGAAAGCAGAACAAACUACACGUGUAGGCAUGUACCUGCCACGGCAUUCGGCCACUGUGACCAAUGCCCUUACAAAUGUGACCAAUGCGGUAGAGCGUUCGCAUUGUGUAGCAGUCUGAAAAAUCAUUAUUUAUGUCAUUUCACGAAAGAACGACAUCAAUGUGAGAUAUGCGACAAGAGUCAUUCGUCCGCAUCGGACCUCAGGGUGCACUUCCGUUCUCACGAUGUCCAACGGAAACGAGUAGGCAGACCAAAGCGUAUUGAUCGUGACACGUCCAGUGGCGAGCUUCAUUCAAACGAUUCAAACAUAAUCUUUGAGCAGGGUAGUGAACGCCCGUACAAGUGUAAUUACUGCAACAAGUCUUUUACACGACGUACCAGCGUCCAACGCCACCUUUUACUGCAUUGCGACGCUCGAGACCGUAAAUGCACGAUAUGUGACAGAAGUUUUAUGUCUGCGACGUCUCUUAGGUUGCAUUUACGAUCUCACAGUGGAAAUCAGCAGCAAGAAGACGGCGAUGAGCUCGAGGCAACAGAUGUUGAGCCCUCUGAGAGUAGUAUUAGUGAAAAAGCUGAUGAUCCACAUGUGGAUAUAAUCCAAAGGGAAAUCGUUGCGGAAGAAUACCCUUACGAACAAAAUGUGCAACCUGCAAAUGAAGAGUUGGAUAUAAAGGACGAAAAAAACAAGACUGCAGAGGAUAUGACAACUGGUCAGCUGACCAAUUCAAACAGUACAAUACAAUAUGAGCAAGAUAAUAGUGGUGAAGGCGAAGGUUUCAAAUGCCUUACAUGUGGUAACACGUUCGUUUCUACAGAUACUCUUCGUCAGCAUCAUUUGAUGGUCCACGGCAGUGAAAUAUCCUACAAUUGCAUGCAUGUAAAUCCGGCGACAUUUGGCACUUGUGACCAAUGUCCUUACAAAUGUGAUCAAUGCGGUAGAGCGUUCCCGUUGCGUAGCAGCCUGAAAACUCAUUAUUCAACUCAUUUCACCGAAAUACGACAUCAAUGCGAGAUAUGCGACGAGAGGCAUACAUCCGCAGCGGCACUCAAGUUGCACUUUCUUUCUCACGCUAUCCAUCAGCGACGAAAGGGAAGACCAAGGAACAAUUAUAAAUGUACAAAAUGUACUAGAACUUUUGCUUCAAAGAAAGGCCUUCGACACCAUCUCUUUACAUUUCAUAUCAAUGAAAGAAAUUCUGUCCAGCGGUCUUACAAGUGUGACCAGUGCGAUGAGGCUUUUACACAACAUCAAACGUUGCUGAGGCAUUAUUCACGCAGCCAUACUGACAAUCCGAAGAAGUGUGACAUCUGCCACAAAGAGUUCAACCUACUAUCUGAACUGAAAAGUCACCUAACAACACACGGCGGAAAUCUACUAAUUUGCAAUACCUGUGGAAAAACCUUCUCAAAGCAUCAUGCUCUGCAGAAGCACCUUGCUUUUUAUCACUCGAUCAAAACCAAGAGACCAAGGAAACAAUGCAACAUCUGCAACCAAUUUGUCACUAACCUCAGCAGUCAUCUUGCCACACACUCUGGCGAACAGCCUCACGUUUGUGGCGUGUGCGGUAAAAAAUUCACCUUUCAUCAAAGUCUUCGACGUCACUCCUUGCUGCAUUUAAGCGAACGACCACAUAAAUGUGAGAUAUGUGGUAAAGGUUUCAUCACCGUAACCGGUCUAAAAUACCAUUUCCGCAUUCACACUGGCGAGCAGUUGACGUGCGAUAUUUGUGGCCGAGGAUUGGCUACGGCUUCUGACCUGAAACGCCAUAUGGCCACCCAUGAAGCACCGAAAUUUGACUGUAAAGUUUGUUAUAUUAAGUUCCGUACGAGUUACGGAGUGCUAGCGCAUACUUGCAGAGGAACCCAAACUAGCAGAAACGAGUCAACAAUAGCCACUAGUGAAUGUUCACGAGACACGGUAGAGGGAAUUACGCUAGAUGAAGGCGUCACUGAUCAACAGGUUAUACCUGCCGGUUCCGAGUCCCGUCCGGAGGAGAUUGGAUCCUUAAAGCCUAAUGAGAACGUCGUGAACAAUGUUUUCAAAACCCUCUAAAUCUUUAAUCAGGGUCAACGUAAUGUGAAUAAGUCUAGUAGGAUUAAGAGAUUGUUGCAGCAGAACUGGAAUUUACUGAGUAACUUCGCUCAAAUAAUACGUUUCCAGGGCCACCACAGAUUCAGCAGUCUCCAGGAAGUUCAUAAAUAUCAAGAGAGAAAAUUUGCUUAGAGAUAAAGAGCAAGUUUGAAACUGCUUCCAACUUAUAGUAUUGUCCUUAUUAAACUAAAAUAUUAAGUGAUGAUAAACCCAUAAAAAUAUCUCAAAA
Molecule: messenger RNA, 10251 nt
Organism: Wyeomyia smithii (pitcher-plant mosquito)
Lineage: Eukaryota; Metazoa; Arthropoda; Insecta; Diptera; Culicidae
Exons: 3
Coding region: 411-9983 (3190 amino acids)
Molecular function (GO): nucleic acid binding; zinc ion binding
Source: RefSeq, a predicted model, not a curated record